Messenger RNA from Xyrichtys novacula (pearly razorfish), 39912 nucleotides. The record is from the annotation of a GenBank genome assembly. Lineage: Eukaryota; Metazoa; Chordata; Actinopteri; Labriformes; Labridae.
GGGAAGUUGUAGUUCUUUACAGCGGACGCACUUCUGUAGUGCUUAUUAUCGACUAAUAUGAAUUAAACUACACGUCCCGACGUCACGGUACGGGCUCCUGUAAUUGUUGUGAAUAUGUAAUUGCGCUCGUGCGACUGGUUGCUUCUAAAUUUGGCUUCGGAUGGGCAGGAUGAUACAGUCAGUGAGGUGGUCGCUCCGCCGGCGCUGUGCGGAGAUGUGAACAUUAACAGAAGCUGUAGGAAAUUAAGCGAUAAAUGCGUGACGACAGGACGACGUGGAGGAGCACAGCCGCGGAGCAGAGGGGUCAUGAUGCGCCACAAGUCGAUGUUUUUUGGGGAAAAGCAGACUAAUUAGAGGAUACGCUGUUAGUUUGAAGGGAGGAUGUUUGGCUGUGAGCGCUUGAAUUAACGCGCCGGAUAUUUGGAGAAGACUGAGACAACUCUCGCUUUUAUUGUCACUCUGAAUGGACUUUAAAAAUACUGCCUGAAAGAAUGACGGCCAACAAAAGGUUCGGGGAUGUUUCCACUCUUCACGGCACCUGCACGUAGCCUCCAAACCGACCACUGACUCACCUUUUACGCACGAGGAGAACUCCUUUUGCCCGCAUUUUGAGGUUGUUUUGUGUUGAUUUGGAUGAACUUUAUAACGCAUUUCAAAUGAUCCGAGAUCUGAGUAAGAUGUACCCGCCGGCCCGGCAUCCGGUAAGUAGACGGCAGAAAGCCAAUGUGUCAAAACAGCGCAGAUUAACAGCCGCGCGCCUGAUGCGUAAUCAGUUUAGAUCAAGUUUCCGUGCCACCGCGCGCUCUCUCGGACAAUUGCGCUCAUUGUCACACAGCUACAGCUGCAUGUGUGUGUGUCUGUGAGUGUGCGUGGGUUAACGUGUAAGGAGUCUGAGUGCAUCCAAAAGGCCGUCCGUAUCACAGAGGCCCUUUGUCAUUUACAGUCUCGCCUGUGUGUGUGAUGAAAAAAAAAAAGAAUGUGUGUAUCGUGACAGUGAACUUUGGUGGCUCAGUUCUUCCUCUCUUCCUCCCCUCACACACGCUCUCUGGUUUGGGUUGAGGUCCCCCACCAGCCGGGUCAGCCGUUAAAGUUCACUGUCUCCGAGUCCUGCGACCGGAUAAAGGAGGAGUUCCACUUCCUGCAGGCGCAGUAUCACAGGUAAGAGUUUGGAUGGAGCAGGACAUUAAAAAUGGAUGGAAACAUCUGCUCAGCAGCGAAGAGUGACAAAAAUAGGGUGAAACUUCUGCAUUUGGGUGGGGAGAUUUUUAGAUUCCACUCUUAGAUAUUCAGGGUUCACAUUAGAGCUGCAAACCGUGAACUGAUUUAUCAUUUGUAAUGGAAAUUUUUCACAGUUUUAUGACACCAGUGAUAAGGCAAGGAAAUAUUAGGAGUAAUAUAUCCCAGUUGCAGCUGGAGUUCAUAUUAAAUAUAUAAAUAUAUACACACAAAAGGGUUACUUCUGUGAUGUUCACCUGCCUUGUUUGAAUCACACCAUGACCAGCACCUUUUGGGAAAUACAUGAUGCAAUGAGAUGAAAUCCAGGGAAAAGGUGAUGUAUGUUUAAGAAUUAAUGGAGAAAUUUAAACAUUGUUGGUUCAAAAGUGUCCAAAUAUCAACCAGGAGAUGCUGUGAAAUGAUCUGCUUUAAAGCGUUCACAGAGCUGCAGGUAUUUGUCUGAGCUCCCGCUAUCUCUGGUGCCUAACUGCAGGUAAACCCCAUCAACUUUGGUAUGCACGUCUCUCUCUGCGAGCUCAAGUGGUGUGAAAUACUUUUUUAGCCGACAUGAUGAAGUGUGAAAUACAUCGCUCGGGGGCAGAACCAUAAGCAUGAUACCAAUGCAUAAUAAUGGGCCCACCCCUGGCCGCCCUGUAAUUAUUCCCCAAUCACCUGGUGAGAUGAACCAGCAGCUCAGUCUGCUGCCCAAACCUGGAUCUGAAUGAGCUGUAUGGAGGAUAGCGUCUGAUGCAUGUGCAAUACUGUGAUCAAAUUGCUGCACGCCUGUGAAAUCCUGGCUGCAAGAAGACUCUGAUUUGCUAAUAACCUCUGGAUGUACAAACUGCAUGUGUAACAUAAAUAUUAUUAUUUUAACAUUAAUCAGGAGGCAUUGGAUUUAAAUAUGUAAAAUGAUCAACUCUACAGUCAUGUUUGCUUAAAUUCUAACAAUUACAAAAAGCUCUGUGUCUGACAAAUCUCACCUCUCCAUUGUUGUCUAUUUCACCUCUUUGCUUCUUUUGGAGGACAGUGUGAUUUGACUUUUGAGGAUAUCCAGUUUUAUUAGUUGAUUGAAACAACCUGAAGUUGUAAAAAUGCAGCAUUAUGUGGCAUAACAUAGGCCUGCAGAUGGAUUUCUAGUGUUUUAAUCUUUUAGUGCCGCAACUGCAAAUUCUAAAAGUGACAUUUCUGUACCAUGCAAAAUCUCCCCCUCGGUUUGUAUUUACAGCGUCUCCAUUUGCAAAGUUGUGUACUUGCAGAGUUGCUCAGAUAAUGUACAAAUGCCCAAGAGUUCUGUCGAAGCUUUCCAGUAACACACAGUAUUUUAAAGAGUUAAGUUUUAGUGUAACCACAGCUGUAAAAUGGAUCCCCAUGAUAUGGUCUCUUUUUUGUUGAUGGUGCAGUUUGAGCAUCCACUCACACUGUAAGAAUAUAUGAUGAGGUUUGUGUGGUCUUAUUGAUCCAUUAAUUACAGCUCGGUACCUGCUGAGUAAGUGUCUGUAGGGGAAGCUGCUGUGACCCCAGAAACUUUCUAUGUUCUGUCUUUAUUUCUUCCUUCCACUCAAGUUUAAAUAUGCACAUCUAACAUAACAGGAUGUAGUCAUUUGCAGUCAUGGUGUUCAGCAAGUGGUGUCUCGGUUUCAUUUUUAUUGAAAUCAUAGAUGAUGCCAGUUGUUAUGUGUGUGUGUUGUGUGUGUACAUAUGCAGGAUGCUUCUGCAAGGACUCGAUCAUGUCUUGCACUAACAUCACAUUUUCUGUUCACAGUUUAAAACUGGAGUGUGAGAAACUGGCCAGUGAGAAAACUGAAAUGCAGAGGCACUAUGUAAUGGUGAGUUUCAUUAACCACGACAGAGAGUGAGUGUGUAUAUGCGUGUGUAUGUGUUUGCAUGAAUGCGUUUGCAGUUUUGGUUUGUGCAAAAAGAGGAACAGAGAUUGCACGUCUGUCUGACCUUGCUUUGAUCUCUGUCUUUUUUCAGUACUACGAAAUGUCAUAUGGGCUGAACAUCGAGAUGCACAAGCAGGUGGGACACAUUUUAUUUCUUGAAUGUCAGAAAGAAGUAAAACUAAGUUAGACCACAGUUGAGUACAUGGAUGCGUCAGAGGUUUUCUGAUAGUUGAUCACACUCCAGUGAGUUUUAAUGGUUUUUAAACAAACAGAAAGAAAUGGCACUUACUAUGAGAACACUAGAAAAUUCUUACAGGCAGGAGGACAUGGAAUCAGUUAUCUACUGUCAAGAGUGUGUUAAAUUUUAACACUUAUUCGUCAAAAGUGCCCCGGUAUGUUUGAACCACACUAAUCAGCAUCAAUGAAAAUGCUGCAAACUCCUCUGCCUGAAUAGUUUUUUAAAUCAUAUCAAACAUGAGAAACUUUUUUCAGCGCUGUGGAGUUUCUUCUUACCAAUAAUUUAUAUGUCAGACACCUUAAUGCAGUAAUGUUGGCUUGUUUUUAUGAGGAAAGAUAGUUCAUACUACCUUUGUCAGUGCAGCACAGCCUCUUAGUAUAUACAUUUAUUUACAGCUAAUAUGUUGGAAGGCAGCAAAAUUCACAUUAAUGCAAAAUUUUUAAUUUUCUACCAAUUGAUGCUGAAGAGAACCAGGAAGCCACAAAAUGUAAAUAUUGAACAUUUUACUUUGAUGGUAGCUUGUGGAAUUUGCUGCAAUAUUUUCUGAUGACCUUGUAAUACAGGGUCUACUAACAGAAGUGUGACUUUUAAGCACAAUGCAAUAGGCUAAGCUCAAUGUGCUUUAUGCUGAGGAUAAAUACAUUAAAAACGUACAGUUGUGGAUAGCAUACAAACCAAAUCAUUCAAACACACAGCCUAGAACCAUCAGAUUCACCGCAGACCUAUCAAACAUCAAAAGCAUGAGAAAAAGUGAAACCCAGAAAAGCUCUAUCAUACUUGCUAACAACCACAUAUAAGUCCUCAUAUUAACACACUCACAGAGAAACUGCCCGUGCGCUUUUGGAAACAGAGGUUUUCAGUUCAGUUUUAAAAAGCAGAAAUAGAAGUGAUGGUCGUCAGGUCUGCAUGCAGUCUGUUUGAGAGAGGAGAACCACAGCUGCUGAACGCCUCUUUACUGCCCUCUCACUUUGAUGGUAAAGGGUCAAAGACUUCCACCUUAAGACCUUGGGAGUCAGACAUAGUGACUUUAGCGUGUUAAAAUACUUUUAUUGUUAAGUUUGAUAUAAAAAGUUAGCAGUGAUCUGACAUUGUUUACAUUCAACAGAAGCGCCAUUUUUCUCUUAUCUUCAUCAAGGUGGUUUUGUUGUAUGCAAACUCCAGCUUGAAAGUCUAACAUGACAAAUUAAAUUCCAGAGGUAACCCUCCAGUAAAAACAACACUAACAGGGUUAUAAGCUUACAACAAAUCAUAAACCAAAUUGCAAAAAAGAAUAUAUAUAUAUGGGCCAUCGAUUUAGGAAAGCAUUAAAGGGAUACACAAACGUGAUUUCUGAGAGACAGGGGAGGUCAGAUGGGACUUGAAAACAAGGUCAAAAGUGCAACACAGAAAACAUUUUUAUUCAGAUGAUAAGGAGAGUCUUCGAUGCAGCUGAGACUCGAAUGUUAUGGAAAUGAGUCCAGAAUGCAUGUAAGAGGUGAUAGAUUUUGUGGUGGAGUUGUGAUAUUUUUUACAGGAUGUAAAAGCAGCAGUCUGGUCGUCUUGGUGAGGCCCAGUUUGACUAAUGAUGUCAUCGCUUUAAUUGAAGGAGAAAACGGCUGAAAAACGAGCGGACUGAACGAGGCUUUGGCCUUUAACGAGCCUUUACAUUACUGCUGCCUUUUUUAAACACGCAGGGUCAUUAGCAUAAAUGUCUGUGUUAACCACACAUGAGCUGCCAGGCUAAAUGGGCCACAGCUAAAGCCGCUCCACACUCAUUUCCAGACAAAUGGUGUGUGCAGCGUGUGUGUGCCAGCAUGUGUGUACGUGGAACAGGAAGUGAUAAAUGGUUGGCUUGUGUGUUGCUGUGUGUAGUAUUUUCUGGUUGUGUGUAUGUAUAGUGUGUGUUUAUGUCAGUGUGUGUAUGACAGUCUGUAUGUAUACUCUACAUGUUUACUUAGCAUGCUGUGUGUGUUUGUCUGUAUGCACACUGUGGUUGUUUAUUUAGUUUUGUGUGUAGUAUUUGUGUGUAGGUGCUCAUAUAGUAUAUAUGUUUACUUUGGGGUGUGCGUGUGUGUGUGCUGUACUUCUGUUGAAGUGUGUGUGUGUGUGUGUGUGUGUGUGUGUGUGUUGAACACACAUGCAGUGUUCUUUUGGCAAACUAAUCAGGCUUGUAUGAUAAGAUAUAAAUCCUGCUGUCCUCUUCUUUAACUGCUGCUCUGGAUGUGUGUGUGUGUGUGUGUGUGUGUGUGUGUGUGUGUGUGUGUGUGUGUGUGUGUGUGUGUGUGUGUGUGAGUUUGCAAUAGCAGAAAAAAUAAAAAGAAGUGAAAUGUGGCCCGUGGCUCUGUGUGGUGCCCAAUGAUUUCUGUCAGGAAACAGUUUUGGAGCCUGAAUCUCUAAUUUCUGCCAGCAGUUUGUGUGUUUGCGUGUGUGUGUGUGUGUGUGUGUGUGUGUUUGUGUUUUUGUGUUUGUGUGUGUGAGAGAGGGAUAUUGGGCAAAUGAUUUUCAUUUGCAGGCUGUGUUUGUGUGCUCCAGUGUGCCAGCGUGCAUGAGCGUUAAUGUGUGUCUUUAGUCUACAGCAUUCAAUAUGAUGACACGACGUGUGGGGCUCUUUGGAUGCUGAGAUUGAAGGUGGGGGGUGGUGCUAGCAGAGUCCGUGAUGGUGGAGGGGAUGUUUUCAGGGGUGUCGAGCUCCAGCCCCAUUAAGGCCGGCGGCCUCAGCUACCAAGUGUAUUGCUGAUAUUGCUUGUUUAGCAUUUUCUGAGGGUAAUAAGCCCAUUGAUUUUUGGCUCUGCUCUCUGUUUUAUUUACACAGAAGGGCUCUGGUGCCCUCGUUAAAGAGAAAUUGACUCGUAGAUGGAAGAGAGGAGUAGCGGGGAGGUAGAGAAGGGGAGGAGGGAGAAGAGUACGAGGGGUGUAGAGCAUAGGACCGAGGAGCACGAGGACAGCUAAUCAAUUGCAAAUUAGUGAGGCUGAAAGAGAAAUAAAGCAAGCGGAGGAUGGGGAGUGAAAGGGGAAGGAGGAGGGAAGGGAAGGUGGUGAAAGGCGGAAGUAAUGAGACGUUUUGAUACUGAAGACUGGCAGUGUUUUCAACAAGCUCUGACAAGUCAUUUUAUUCCAGCCCAGAGGGAGCCAUUUGUUUUCGAUGAUGGAUUCUGUUCACGUAAUUUUUUAUCCCGCAUUUUUAGAUUUGGAUUGACCUCCAGAAAAUGCACUUAGAGUAAAAUGAAGAGCACACUGGCACCAAAAAUGACAAUAAAUUAGAUUUUAAGUGGCAGUUCAUUUAUGGAUAUUUUCCCUAUUUUCGUGCAAAAGUUUUGAAAAAUCUUUGGAUUUAGGUUUUGCUUUAAAUUCCACUUUUGAAGCUGUUAAAAAGAUUGAAAAAUGUUUUCAAAGAUUUUUCAAAAGUUUCCAACAUGUGGUUCACAACCUCAAAACGUGGUCACAGAUUGACUCUGAGUGGUCCCAAAAUGAGUCGAGGAAUAGUUAGAGGUUGAAGUCAAGGGGGAUUUUUUAGUUUCCAUGCUGAUGAUAGGACUGUGGGAGAAAGCAGGAACCAGUUAAGAGUAGGGUUCGAGAUUGGGUCUCAGGCCUCCUACUUCAAGAACUGAAGCUACUGUACCUGGUAUCAGAUAUAUCCAAGCAUCAGACAGCAAAAUAGCUAUUUCUAAAACCUUUAAAGCACAGGUGAUGGGAGAAGGAGCAAAACACCACUCCUUAAACAUGAGUGGUGUAAUAGUGCAUCUCAAGAAUUUUCAUCUUGCAUACCAAAUGUUUCUAAAAAUUCGGAAAGAAAUAGAGUACCUGCAAAAACCUGUCUGCAGCCUCUCAUUCAGAUAAGCUGAGGAAUAAAGCAUUGACCAUCCACUGGCAAAGGGGCUUUACAAGACAAUCACUAACUUUGUUGCUCUUGAUAACCAGCAUGUUAACAUGGUGGGAAAUGCAAAGUCAGGAUGGAAAUAGUGAAAAUGAGUUUGAAAAUAUCUCAAUUUUAGAUAUAUGCAGAUAUUCCAAUACUGUUCAUUCAUAGAACAUAGUGUGCUGUUAAACAGUUUCAGAAUCAAGGAAAUAGAAAAUAGAGAAUAUAAGAGUUACAUACACUUGGAAGAGUUGCAUUCAUGUCUUAAAAGCUGAAAAAUGAAAAAUGAACACUUUAGCCUAAAUUAGGAUAAGAACUGACUACAAUAAAGGGAACCACAUCUUCGAUUUAUUUGACAUGUGUUUAGAUCUUAUCCCUUGACUCCUGUCCUGUUUGUUAACAUGGAGGAGAUGGACUCAAUGACCUUAACUGCAGCCAGUCGCCAGGUGAGCUUUAAACAUUUUGGCUUCACUUCUGGGGAGCGUCAUCAUGUCAUAUAUCUUUCUAUUAAGGCUAUAAUUGUAAUCCUGUUAAAAGAAACUGAUUUGUUAUUUUUUUAGACUUAAUAGAAGUGCCAAAGUACUGAAAAGAGGACAGUCUUAACUCAAAGCAUCAGUUUAGUGUCGAGAGCAGAACAAUUUGUUGCCAGUCUGAAUAUCACCCUUUGUUUUUGUUCCUCCCAUCUCUUUUUACCUAUCUAGCCAUGUCUUUCACACACCUACUCACACACACAGUCACAGGGGAAAACAGCUUUUAUAUGGCGGGGUCCAUUAGGUGUAUUAGCCGGUGGUGAAAAGUGGUGCUGAUGUGGUGCUUACAAAGCUCCACAGGGGAGAUGGACAUUUGAUCUUCUAUCUGACCCAAUCUGACUCCAGGGCUCCUGCCUGAUCUAAUUUCUUUGUUGUUAGGAGCUAAAGUGGGAGUAUUUCAGCUGUUAUUUUUCUCUUAUGGGCAACAUCUUUUGUGAUAGGAGGUAAUUUCUGGGGGCACUAGCUUACCGUCUUAUUAUAGCAAAGACAGUACUGAAAUCCAAGGAGGCUUUCUCAGGUAAAUAAUGAGAGUAAAAUCCCUGGAAAAUCCCUCUAUAGAUGCUUUUUAGAUAGUGCAUGUGAGGGUAACAGAUGACUCAGACGGAUCACUCCAUUUACACUGCGCUGUUGACCUGAUGUAAAGGCUAAAAGUCAGAAAUAAAAUAAAAGAAGCCUCAUGUUGUUCAGAUACCACCCACUGUUUUUUCUCUCUUUUUUUUUUUCACUGUAGGAACAUUUUUCAGUGACUCAGAUUGAGAGUCAAAGAUAAAUUCAGCACACAUGAUCUGACCCGAGGUUACUCAGCUUUGUGUGACCACAGACUUCUCUAAUCUACCAAUAAGCUCCAUGGAUCGACCAGGUUAGAGUCCUAACCUUAGAGGACUCUCCCACCAGUCUUUUCUUAUGUUUUAUUCACUGUCAAGACGGUGACAGGUCCAGGUCAAAGCAGAGGUCCGCUUGCUGCAGAAACAAAUUUUUCAGGUUUGCACUAGCGGCGGGACACGUCUUAAGAAAGAAAAGGAGAGUUGUUUUUUUUCUGCUUUGGUUUCUGCUGCAUGAACAAAUGCGUUGUCCAAACAGGCUGACACCCCAGCACCCCGGCAGACAGACAUGGUUGUCUGUCAAUGAUGUAAAAUGUCACCUGAAAUUGGUUGUGUUGCCUCAUGGAAAAGCAUCUCCAUUUCCUUUUCUGCUCCAGUGCUUUUGUUUCCAUUUCAGUGCCAACAUCUCAGGUUCCACUCCUCAAAAAUUGAUUGGUGUCUGAUCUGGCAGUCGUCAAAUUUUAAGAGUGACAAAACUGCGUCAAAAAUAAAGCCUUUAAAAUUCUACAGUAACGUAUAAGUGGUUUUAUCCGUCUAAGUGUAUUUAUUAAUGAUGAUUGUCGUAACAAGUAAUAUCCUCAAUUUACUGAAUUUCUUUCUUUAAAUGAAACAAAAUGCUGUAAUAAUGGGCCUUUUAACAUUGGUGUUAAUGGGACCUCUGUAGUCUUCAGAGCAAGCCCCAAGUGGACACUUGUGGAACAGCAGUUUUUUGUACUUCUGUACUGGCUCCAUUUUUCAUUGCUCAAAGUUGCUGCCUGCAUUUCACUUAAAAACGAGACCGCAUUUCUUACAAAUGACUAAUGGACGGAUUAACUGAUUGCGUCAAGUCUAUAAACCUAAUCAACAUUAAACAAAUCCAUCAACCUGCACUUAGACCCCCCAAUAAUUUCCAUAAUUUUUAUCAUAUGAAGUUGGAAUAGAUUUGCUGCAUUGUUCGGUCAUUUUAGCCCAAACUGAUUUAAAAAGUCAGCACAGAUUUGCAGCUAAAUAAAAGUAAUAAUGAGCUGUAAAUGGAAGAACGUAGAAAGUGCUGCUGGAAGUUAAAACGAAAGAAAUAAAAACAUAUUUAAAAAUCAAUUGCAUAAAGUGCAAAGCUGGAGAAUAGGCACCCUAACAGCAAAGUGGCUUUAGGCAACAGCAGUGCCUGCAAGAAUGAUCAGUUAGCCAUACCAAAAGGUUUUGUUGCAUGCAUUCACCCAAACAUCUCUCUCCUUCUAUCCUGUCAGCUACCUUCCAUCUGCUCUCUAGUACAAAUGCAUCAAUGUACUUUAAAAUCAAAAUAAACACUUGAAGAGCUCACAUUUGGCAAAAAAAGGAAGGACUGGUAUGGUCCAUGGAACAUUUUUGAUAGAUGUUGGUGUUGCAACUUCAGCCCUGCCUUGCAGCCCUCUCUAGCCCAAGUGGAUGUGGCAACGUCUCUCCCUGCCUGAUCAUAGCUGUCUGCCACCCAUUCACUCUCUCCUUGAACAUUUAUUUCCUUAUGCCAGACCAGAAGCAGCAGCUCUUUUAUUCAUACGCUUCUUGAGCUGAAACUAGGUCUGGUGUUAGUGGAGGGUCACCAGCUCAUUUCCCAGCUGUAUAAUACCAGACCAAACUUCCUUCCCCAACAGUAAUACUUAGGUGCCCUUGAGCAAGGCACUUAAACCUCAGCCAGCCAACACAGUGGAGUUUUCUCAGAGGCUAAUAUGUACUGGGCAGCUCCCCGGUGAGCAUGAAUGUGAAGCAGAACCGAGCUGAAAAAGGGCAUGUGUGCACAGCAAGUCUGCCCAGGAUAAACGUUAAAUAUAAAAUGAAAAUGUCAGUGUUUUAGGUUGUCUGUGGGAGUUUGAGCUCUGCAGCUCUGUGUUAAUCAGAGGUAGGUCGAAAUUUAGCGCUUCCCUGACUUCUACAUCUCCUUUACACUAAAUAGUCCUGUCACUAUUCUUGACGCUUAGACAUCCUGAAAACAUACUCAUACUCACAACAUACUCAUGAUCUCUAACUCUGGUGUUGGGAAAGAGUGAUUGUCGCUCUUUACUACUAUUUGAGUCUGAGAGGGCCAUUAUCAAACCAUAUCCUCUAGGGGUGGUAGAAACAAUCGAUACAGGAUAGAAUCGCGAUAUUUUGUUCGAUGAUAUAUCGUAUCUUCUCAUUUACCAAGUAUCGAUUUUUCAAAUUAAUUGUUAAUAUGAAGUCAAAUUUAUGAUCAUGGAAAAAUAAAAUAUAACUGUUUAUCCAGUGAGGUUGUCAGAGGUGACAUCAUAGAGCAGGAGAGAGUUAGUACAACAAAUAUAUACAGUAUAAGGUUUGCAAGAUGUGCUACAUGAAAAUAAAAUAUAGCGUAAAUAAGGCAAACAUAAGGAAAAGCCUAAUGCUAAAUUAGCUAAACAGUUAAAAAAAUUAUAUAAAUCGCAAUAUAUUGUAUUGCAAUACUCACUGUAUUGCAAAAUGUUAAAAAUCGCAAUAAUAACGUAUCAUGGCCCAAGUAUUGUGAUAAUAUGGUAUUGUGGGGCCGCUGGUGAUUCCCACCCUUAAUAUCCUCCAAACCCACUGUGGAAGAGGACCUGCGAAAUUCCUUUUCCAUGUGCUGCCCCUGUCUGAAGUCCUAGCAACUCAAGAAGUGAGAUUAGAACUGAUGUUGACACGCCAAAUUCAGGAGGGGAUUCAUGGCAAUACUAAGAAGCAGGUUUCUGUUUUGAAAAGACACGAUUAUGAAUAUCGGAGGUGAAGUGAUUCUUGAAAUUCAAUAAUACAGCUGAGAGUUUUCCUCUGUUGGGCCCAAAUGAAUCUCUCUGGAGAAAAGACUGUUUUAUAAAGGUAUGUAUGUUUGUUGUAGUCUUAGAAAUGAAAAAGGUGAACCACAUCCCUGUGUGUGAUUAAGUGUGUUUGUAUGAGUCUGUGUCUUUUGUCUCUGUUUGUCUUUGGAUUUGAGUUAAACUACUAGCACUCCCUUUGGGACAGUGGAUCAGGCAAUUUCCUGUUUAAAAAAAAAAAUCCUACCUGAUGUGGAGAGUGAGAGAGUGCGGUAUAAUCUUUAAAGCCAACCCUAGGGUUCAGUAAAUACAUCUGAUGAAUACAGAGAAGGCUGUGGAAGUGUGUAUGUGCUUGUUUCUGUGUGCACACACAGCAGUGUUUAUGUGAGGCAUUCUGCAUCCAGUGUUGCUCCUGCUCCUGUCUGAAGGGUCUGUAUCUGUAGCUCUGCUCCUGUAGCCUCUGGGGUCGUCUGUUAGCACUGAUACCGGAGCGAUGUUCACCUCUGUGAAGGUUAUUUACAAACAAGCCCUCGCCAAGGUUAGGUUAGAGAUGUGACUUCUACCUUGUUGGUUGUUUUUUCCUUUGGCUUUCUUUCACUAAUUGAGUUGGCAAAAAUCUCAAACUAGACUUGUUUUAACAGUUCCUGCAGUAAAAAUUCCGCUCCUGUAUACUUCACAUGAUCAAGAUGACUCCAAGGUUGAUGAAAGCUGGUUUGUUAUUGACAUUCGCUAUUGAUACUGACUUGUGCUCAUGGAGAAUAGGAGUAGAAGAAGCAAGAGGAUAAGUGGAAGAGCUUAGUUCAGGCUAGUCCACUUAGCUUUGUGUACAGAAUGGAAUUACAAAAUACAAUUCAAUCAAUUCAGUCAUUCAUGGUGAUUGUCAAGAAUGUCUUUAUCAGUUUGAUAUGAAAGACAGAAAAACAGUUUUACAAUUAUAAAGCAAAAAAUAGCCUCUCCUCUGGCUUCCUGUAGUUUCUAUUAGGUUUCUAUCCACUUGUAAAGAAACGCACUUCUUUGCCAUUAGAGUAUAUUAUUGUACAGUAAGGAUGUACUCCACCUUUUGCCCAAUGACCUGCAACCCUGGUAUCAACAGCACAAUCAUGGCUGUUAUCGAAUGAAAGUUGUUUUGUUAGAGAAGCUAAACUGCAGCAUUACUCCAGAUUUGAGAUGCAAUCCUCAGAUAUUUGGCCUUUUUGUCAAUGGUCAAAGAAGCUGCUCUAAAUUGUUUCAGCAGUAUCUCUACCUAGAAAAUCACCUCAGCUCGUAAUGUGUGGCUCAGUCACUCGAGCUGAGAUUUAAGCUCCUUCUCUUGGCUCAAGUGUAAUUAGUUCAGGAGUAUUUAGGGCUCGAUUACAACAGAAAAUCUGCUUUUCUGUUAGUCAGACUAAUUAGUUUCUUACUGUUUUGCUGUUAUUGUACCUCAUUCCUCUGUUGUUUACUCUCCGUACAAAGAUUGUGGUCUUUAACUUUCUUCUUUACUUGCAUUUUUCCGCUGAGGGAGUUUAAAUAUCUGGAUCAUGAAUCCACUUAGUCCUUAUUUCUGUUUACCCAAACACUAAACUGUAAGGGUCAUUUAGUAUCUUUGCUUUCUUUUUGGGUGCUCUGCCACAUAUUUUGGUGUGUUAUCGUUACCUGUCAAUCCCUGAUGCCAAGCAUGAUGUCAUUGACAGGACUGUGUAUGUCUUCACAGCAGAUAAUCAUAUAAAAUACUACUCCACAGAGCCGCAUGACAUCCAAAACUCCUAGGGGAUCUUCUAAGUGCCUUACACUAUAGGUAACUUCUUUCGAGAAGAGAAAAAUCUCCCGAUAUUGGGUUUCCAGGAGCAAAUGUAAAGCUUUCACCAUAUAUCGAAUUUCAACUCCCUAAUAUGGACGGUCAUUUUAUUGAAAUAAUGGAGGCUGUUAUUUUGAAUAAAUAAAUAGACAUUAAAAUAGAACUGAUGCAAGCCUUUUCUAGCUGCUUACACAGAAAAAAAUGUGUCUUUUCUGUAAGUGAAUGUGAAAAUGAUUGUGUUUCCUGCGCCCACUUCUCUGUCUUACAGGCGGAGAUCGUCAAACGGCUGAAUGCAAUCUGCGCCCAAGUCAUCCCCUUCCUCUCUCAAGAGGUAAGACUGAAAAAAGGCCUGUCACUGAGAGUUAAGACAGAGGUGGGUGAGAAAGAGGCAUGGAGAGAGAGACAGAGAAGGAGGAGAAGAGAGAAAAAAAGAAGGAGAGAGGGAGGAAAGUAGACAGAUAGAAGCCAUAGAGGAAGGAGACGUGUGUGGUGGAUUGUAAGGCUGAGCACACACACAUACACACAGAUUAUCCUGCGCUAAUCCCCUCUGCUCGGGAUAGGCAGAUAUGCUCUGAACUUAUUAAAUGUCUCCCACUAACAUAUGCAGGAGCCAGCGGCUGUGUGUGUAUGUGUGUGUCCACCUGCAUGCACAUGAAAUGAACACAUUAAACACACCUUAUAUGUGUGCACAUUUAGCAGUAGGUGUGAAAAGUGUGUUUUAAAUGAAAUGUUUGUUAUGGCAUCUUAAAGUGUGUGUGUGUGUUAAGCUGAUAAAUCCUACCUCUGGAGGAGUUAAAAGUGUGUGUUUUGGUGUGUGUGUUGAGGGGUGGGAACAUCAGGAAGGAGUGAGUGUGGACUCCAGCGCUCUCCUCCAGAUUAGCCAUGGAUUAGGAGGGUUUAGGGUGGAUUAGGAAUAAUGGCAUUAGACUACGGUGCUGCUACACAGCCCUGAGGCCCGCAGAGAGGGGAGGCAGAGAGAGGAGACAGCUUUCACUGCUUUGUUUUGAUGCACAGCCUCUUUAGUGCUUGUGCAUAUGAAAUGUUACAAAUCAUAUAUCAUUGUGCAGCAAAUCGCAUCCCCUCUGUGUGAGUGUGUGUGUGUGUGUCUGUGUGUGAAUGUGUGUUUGUGGAGGGCUUUGUUUUUAUUUAUUUCUGUCAUUUUCGGAUAUUGUCCCUUCCUGCUGCUCGGAAAUGUCUCUGACAGCAGCAUUGUUGUCACUAAUAUGGUGAUGAAUCAGUCAACUUUAUGUUCCCAGUAAUAAUUACUCAGACUUUUUAGGAGGACAAAUACGAGAAUUAUGGCUCAAACAUAAAACUGUCUGUGUGGGGGUGAGUGAAGGACUUUAAGCAGAGUUGUGGCCUCAAUUUAGAGAGUCAAAAUGUCACUUUACUAAAGUUGACAAUGAAUCCUGGGUUUUCCUGUUACACUUGUUCUUUGAUCAGAUAUUACUAGAAUAAAACUGUUUUCUGCUGCAAGUUUCUACUCUGAUUUUGCACCGUAAUUUGGGAUUUUAUGUCAACAAAGCCAAUAUGAAAUUGAGUAUAAUGCAGCCAGAUCAGUAAUAAGAUUUCAGUCUGUUUGAUUCUGAACAAAAACAAAAGGAAAGUCUUAAAGUUUUGGAGAUCAAAAGGGGAACCAGUAGGGCACAGAUGUGUACAAAACUCAUAAUUCUAGCUUGCUUUUUAACCAACAAUUUAAAGAAAGAAAAAGUCACCCUCUCAGGCAGAGUGUAUAGGCAGUUUGAUUAAAUGAUCAGAAUCUAGUUAAACUGGAAUACCAAAGAAAAUUGUUGGUUAUUAAAUCUCUAUGUUUCUCAAAUGUUAGAGUAGUCUGUGUUAAUAAAAUGAAAGCUAUUAAGCCUUAUUCAUCAGACGUAUGGAUCUUUUCAUGUGUGAGUCACGUUCAUGCAGGUUGGACUCGGUUUGUUGAGGUGUAGCUGAACUCGACGGUCAGGUUCAUUUCCACACCGGAUAAGCUCUUUCAUCUCUGCCCCACUUUGAUGUUUUGCGCUCCUGGAUGAAUCUCGCUCACCGUCUGGAUCCGUCUCUCUCUCACUCUGUACCCUUUGGAUGACUUUGCUCCGCUAGCUGUCUGUCUCUUUGGGUACCUGUCUUUUUCCCUCCAUGAAUUUGUCAGUUAUAGCUACACCAGUUCGAGAUGUGUGGGGGGAAAUAGGAUGACAGAGUUGCAUAGAAUUCAUGAUUGUGAUGUCUCUGCUGUGCCGUGAACAUGUUGAUGGAAAAACUGGAGAAUAAAAAGUGUCCUUAGUUCAAUUGCUGUUGUUUGUUUAAAUGGCAUAUUUAGUAACUUUCUCUAUCCAUUGAGUUUUCUACCAGGUGUCAGAUGGCAAAGUAAUAUGUAAAUAAUGUAGACAGCGACAAGUCAGAGGUGUCUUGGGCUCUUGUUUAAUGGUUUUGAACUGUGUAACAAGGUGAAGGCAAUUCCUCAAGAAAUGCUUAGUACAGAAUUGAGUAUAUGCUGUAGCUUAUACUGUCACUUCAAGUUUAUUGGCGGUUAAUGAGAUGUAAAGUAGUUGAUCCUUUUAGUAAUUUUGAUAAGAGCACCAAAGUUUAUAAUCAUAUUCUUGAAACAGUAAAAUUCAAGGUCAGUUUGGCUGCAACCAGCACCUUUCCUCCUAAUGUGACCAAGAAAAACUGAUUUACAGCCAACUGUCACUAUACAAAAAACAUUAAAAACAUGAUGUAAUGUUAAGUCAAAGCUUGUAUGUUAGUAAGCAAUGUACCAACCACCACGCAUUUGAAGGCAAUUUUUUUUAAGUUAGGGUGAUUGACAAGUAACAGCUUACAGUUUCAAAGAAAAGUUUUUCUUUGUCACUGGUCUUUAAGUCGUUAAAGCAUGCUGUUGUAAAACUGUAAAAAAUAAAGCCAAAAUACUCCACUGAAACAGAUGCUGACAUAUUGUUCUGAUGAUGUAUUUUGCUGCCAAGACAUGCACUGGCUGAGGGUUUACACUUUUACAAAUACACUUUUAACUUUCUGUUGGUGUUGGGAUUGGUCAGAAGAGCUGUCAAUCAUUGUCUCACAUAAUCUCUUUUGAGCAUCAGAUAACUUAUUGAAAGUAAACUUCCUUUAAAUAUUGAACAUUUGCACAUAUAAAAAAGAACCAACAUACAGUUAGAACUCAGUCUGUAGUGGUUUCGAUUGCUCAGCGGUCUAAGUGCUCCAUGUACAGAGGCUAUAGUCCUUGUUGCAGCAGUUACUGCUCUGAUUCCCAGCCAUGACUAUUUGCAGCAUGUCUUCCCUCACUCUCUCUACUCCCCACAGUUGCUGUCUCUCUUCAGCUGUCCAAUCCAACAGAAGCAAAAAUGACCCAAAAUAUUACUUAGAAAAAGAAAGAACUUACUCUCAUGGCAGAAACAAAUUAAUUUGAUGUUUGUUGGACUUUUUAUAUUUUCUCAUGACAUAUCUUAUCUGAAUUUUACUUUGGGGAUCGAUAAAUUUUUGUGCUCUAUGGUAUUGUAUCUGUUAUAGGGAGGACUUUUUAACCUUAACUCUCUAGCUCUAAGUGUUUUGGCGAUUUAUCUUCCCCUUAGGCUGUUUCUGGAUGUUUAACUUGUUUUCAGGGUCUAAAUACUGAGUUUAUCAGGAACAGGUGCUGUCAGAGCCCAUUAAUAUAGAGUGUGUAAAAGUAAGCCAUUUCAUUUAUUAAGUGCAUUUUUUCCACUGCUGAAUUUUUUUUUUUUUACAGUAAACAACUAACAGCUGUGGUUGCCAAAACUUUGCCUUAAGAAAUACAGUAUAAGCUUUUUUGCUGUGACAGUAAAAGGAAAUCAUUACUUUUAAAUUAACAACUGAAACUGAGUUUUAAUCCUUUAACAUACUCUACAAUGCACAGGUCUUUGGGAAUAACACUUUACUUCAGCCAUAAAACACAGUAGGUUACCGUUAAAUAAAACAUUCGUGCCUGUAACAUACGUUUCUGAUAUCAGCCAGUUGAAGCCCUGUUGAUACAGGAAAAGAAAAAUAUUAUGUGAACAUCGUUACUUUAAGCAGCAAACUGUAAUGAAGCCGAUGUGGGCGAGCAAAAAGCUGUAAAUCCUUGAUUGACCUCUUGUUGCUUGCUGUAAAAGCUCAAGCUCAAAAGGUCCCAUGUUAUGAUUCCCAAGUUAACAGCAGAAAUAAAGAUGUUUGCAGCCUGGGUCAAUGAACAGUUUUGGGCAUAAAGCUCAGUUAUUUAUUUGUACUCUCUGUACAGAAAGUAAUUUUUAUAACUCAUCCAUUAAGAAAAUAAAGCGGGUAGGAGUUCUACACAAACUUUCAUUUUUAGGAGACUUCAGGCUCGCCUCAGUUCCACCUGUUUGCCUGUGUGUAGGUCGACGGAGAGUUUUUCCAACAUGGCGAGCACCAUUGUUUGGCUUCAAAAAAACAGGGGGUGAUUUCACAGUGACUCCCAUUUUUUAUUCUGUCCAUGUGUGGGACUAAUUGACAGCUGCCAUGUAGCAGUUAGUCUGCCUAAUUGGAAAUAAGCAAAAAAAAGAGACUGAUGGCCAUAAAUAUAAAAAGCAUUGCUUUAAUUUGAUGAUUUAGAGUAAAAAACAAUCAAGCAGAUGUGCGCAGAGGAACAGCUGUGCAGGGCAUCUUAAUCAAUGUACUGAGGAGAAGGAUGUGGGAGGAAUAUAUUUUCUCUGCUGUUGUGAUCUCUUGUGUUGGUCUCAAGAGGUUGUCACCUCUUCAAAAAUCCAGCUGCCUUUUAAUUCUUCUCAGUUUCCGUCGAGAUUUCUCACCUUGUCUCUGCCUGUGUCUCAGCAUCAGCAGCAGGUGGUGCAAGCAGUGGAGAGGGCGAAGCAGGUCACCAUGGCUGAGCUCAACGCCAUCAUAGGGGUGGGUGGAUUGCACACUCGCACACGCUCACACAAUAACAAACACAAGAUGCUGUAAGAUAGACCUAUCAAAGAGAAACACUGACAAAGUGAGAGAAAAAGAAAUGCUAAAAGUCAUUUUUCAAGGUGAUGGUGGAGCUGAGCACUGACUGCUAAUUCCAAACGAGAGCAGAGCAGACCAGUUACCACAGAGUCUAAUCCGAUCCGUCUUAGGUUUAAUGAUCCUGAGUAAAUCACAUUUGUUCAAAGCUGACAAAGUAUCCAAACAUUGUGAAAAAUAAGCCUCUCUGUUUCUUGUUUAUACCAGCUGAGAUUUUUUUUGUUAUUUCAGCAAAGCACCUGUUGAUUGCUCUCACUAGUGGAUUUAGAGCUGUGGAUUGAUAUCAGUGGGGCAGAUAUCAUCGGCUGGGUUUACUUUAUCACAAAUUAUGACUAUCACCAUAUAGGUCAGGCUGACAAGGAGAAGGAAAUUACAAUACAGAAAUGUCAAAGAUGUUGUAUUUUUGAGGUAAUUAUGACAAGGGUUUGAUGUUUUUCCCUCAGAGACUAUUGCCAGAUUUUUGAACAGAUAAAUGUCCUGCCAAAAGAGAAAAGAGUGCCAUCUGUGUUUGGGUUGCAUGCCUGAACUACUGGGCUUAUCAGGCGCCAUUUAAAGAAUUUUUGGAGGACAUUUAUAAAGUAAAAAUAUCUCUCUGAUUGUUGUUGCUCCACUGUGUGUCUUUAAGGUAUGAGGUUAUGUUAGUCAUUUCACCUUCUCCAGUUCUUCUUUUUCUUCCCAAAUACCGUUUACAAACAGCGGCAUCACAAUUCUUAUCAUUUCUAUAUGUUGUUCAGCAGCAGCAGCUCCAGGCUCAGCACCUCUCCCACGGCCACGCCAUCCCCGUCCCGCUCACACCUCACCCAGCGGGCCUUCAGCCUCCCUUGCCCCCCGGGGCUGGGACUGCCAGCCUGCUGGCUCUGUCCUCGGCCCUGAGCCACCAGCUGCCGCUCAAAGACGAGAGGAAACACCACGACAACAACAACAGCGAACAUCAAAGAGGUGAGCCCGCUGUUUGUGUGUGUACAGUAGGUGUUGGCUUCAUGACCGCUGAAAGUCCAACUGGGUUUUUUUUUUUGGUGUGAACUGUCUUGUGAAGUUUUAUUUAAAGCAUUUUUUUUUAAUUGGUUUUAGAUUAUUUUGCCUCUUUCAACUAGAAACCACCUGAGAUUUUAAAAUAAUUCAUUGAGUCUAAAUGGUGACAUACAAUAAAAUAAUAACUAAUUACAGUGAAAUAAUCCAAUCAUUUCCCAAUCAAAUCCAAAAAUAGGUUAUAUAAGAUAUAAAAAUGUAUGCACAAUACAUAAACUUAACCUAUCAUAGCAUACAAAUAACUUGAGAAAUACACACUGCAUAAGCUUGACCUCUCUUCCACAAAGAGAAGCUGUUUGUUUAUUAGAAAUAAAUACUGGCGCUAUAGUUGAGUUAAUGACCCUCAGCUAAUUUAACAUGUCUGGAAAAUUCAGUCAAAAUUAUGGUAGACGCUUUGAAUGAACAGCAGUCAAUGCAAUUAUAAACUAAUUUGUCAUUAUGCCAGUUUAAUUGGCCUAAUAAGGAGCGAAACCCGACCACCAUGCUGUCUUUUUUCUUCUCCACACUCAGCGCACCCCUGUUUAUUCCAAGCUGACUUCAAGUUCAAGCAUUUAAUCGCCGUGCACACAAGCUGUGUUGGUGUUUAUGUUUGUGUGACAGAAGCAGAGUGUGCCAGCUCUUAAUUACCCCUUUACAGCAUGACUGUGAGUGUGCAGAAAGUGCUACAGCAGUUAACCUUGCCCUGUAGCUGGAGUGAAGCUAACAGCGGCUAACUCAGGUAAUCCUUACACCCAUUAGGAGCUCUAUCAAUAGCAAUCAAUUUCAUCUCCAGCGGAGUUUCUGUGAGCAGACGUGAAUUUGACGGAUGAGAGGUUUCUCAUUUAGCUUAAAUAUGAAUUUCUGUCUUCUCAUGCAUAUAAUUAUGCUAAAGAGGUGACUUUUUAAUUUCAUAGUAGUGUCCUUUUUAACCACUUGAGCUCAUUAAUUUACAAAGACGAAAACAUGUCGGAGUGUUAACAUUUACAGCCGAUACACUUACCUUUAUAUUUCUCUGUUCUAUGUUCCAACUCCACUAGGAGUUGGUCAUUGUUUGUCAGUUUUAUGAGAUUUAUGUGUCUAAAUUAACACACAUUUUGAAGUUUAAUUGUAUAUUCUGUGUUUCUGCUCUUUAGUUAAUUCCUAAAUAUUUCAGUUAAGUUUCAUGACCUUGGUUCAAGCAAUCUUUUCUGUCUUUUCGAAGUUAUAACAUGAUUAGUAGGGAAUUUAUUGAAAGCAAUUUUGGACUCGAGUGGAAAGAGAGACUUGUAAAUAUGAUGUACUGUAUGUAUGGCUAUGAUGUAGAUAUGCUAGUUAUACCUCGCUCCGUUUGCACUUUAUCUUAUUCCCUUUUUCCCCCCCAAAUAACUCUGUAAAAACUGCAGGAGUCUGCGUUUUUAUGCUUUCUUUUUCUUUUGUUAUUUCAUGACAUUCAGCAAACAGCUGCUAGAUGUGCUACAGCCACCAUCUGGUUGUUGUGCUACAUUGCAGGCGCCCGCAAAAACAAUUUGAAAAUAGAUUUUUUUUUUACAGAUUACAGUCACAGAAACUAUUUAGUUUGUUUUUUUAAACAAAUAUUCAAUACCUAAAUAUCAUAACUCAUCCCAGUACAUCCUCUCUUGCUAAAUUCUACAGAGCAGAGUCAAUUUACAACCAACUGUAAACCUUGACUGCUCGAUGAACCCCGAGCAGCUGCUACAGUUAACUUCACAUCUAAGCUUUCCUGCAAACUAAUUCACUAUUUAAUUAGCAUAUUCUUCACCCUGUUUCAGUUUGCUUUCCAUUACAACCUUUCACUUAACGUACUGAAGGCUGUCUAAUAAGAUUAAAUGGAAAAAAAGAAGAGGCAGCUGAAAUUACCUUGAAUAAUGUCAUCAAGCAGGAGAAUCAAUCCAAAGACAAUUCAUCAUCAGCUGUACCCUCAGCUGUACGUCUCCCUCUCAUCUGUUUUCAGUGUAUGUGUGUGUUUUCUUGAUCUUUCUGCAUGAUUAUGGUUGUUGUACAGACAUUCAUCGUAUAAUCAGUCUUUUCUUCUUCUCCCCCUCACGGCCUCCUCAGACAGAGACUCAGUCAAGGUAAGACUGCCUUUUGUCCUGUAGACUUGUGUGUUUGCUGUUAACCACUCAGUCUAGCUUUACACAUUAGGUACACAACCUUAAAUCUGGAUAAAACAGGAAUUUCAACCAUUUGCAGGCAGAAAUUUAGUGCCAUCAAAUUCCCACAUCAGACUUUCUCAUUCAUUUGCAUUCAUAGUUCAGGUGAUAGUAGCUGGGGGCUUUUAUUUGAUAUAAUGUGCAAAGACAAAACAAAAUAAUAAAGAAAAACAAAGUGAGACUCUGGCUGCAAACAAGCUUGAAGGAAAUCAUUUGCAGAAAAUCUGUUUGAGUCUUAAUAAAUUGGCUUCUGUGGAUAUAUAUGUAUAUGUUCUGGCAUACUAUGCUCCCUUAAUUCAACAAAUUUUAUAUCUACUUUUUUGUGUUAGAAAGUCUCAGUGUAGCUCUCUGUAAUUGAAUGUUUCUGCAGAUAGCCCCAGAUGUUCAAUAGUACAAACAUACUUACAUUUGGAGCUUCAUUUAUGUAAACUGCUUCAUUAUUUAAUGCCGGAUAUCUCGAAAAGGCUAUGAGCAAAGAAAUGGAGCUCAUUGCCUUCGUAUUAUUUAAGAUCAGGAUUGGAAGAUUGUUUUUCCUCCAGAGCUGUUUGACAUUUAUGAAAUGGAGACAAAGAGGGAAGAAAGAAGUGGGUGUAAAAAGGAACCUCAAAAUGAGCAAAGAAAGAAGGCGUUUGUCUGCCUGCUGAAGGAGGGAGAGAGCAAAAAAGAGGCAGCGCAGCAGAGCAACAUUACAUCCAGCACUUGUAGUAAUUAGUCCCUUAAGCUGAGCUUUUUUCCCAAGGCAAACAUUUGGUUUGUUGAAUACUCAAUGAGCAGAUUAGCAUUUCUUUAUUCCAGCAGAACACUCGCACACACACACAGACACUAAACCACUCACUUAGCCACACACAGACAUGCAUGACUUAAGCUCUGUGUGUGUGUGUGUGUGUGUGUGUGUGUGUGUUCUCUGGUGUUAUGGAGUAGGUGGAGACAGGCUGAAUGUUUAAUAUGUUAUCUCCUGCCUCCCAUGUUGGAUAUCCUCCUCCACACACACACACAGACACACACAGACACACAGAGCUGUUGGCACCAUGAUGGGAGCGAUUAGCAGUGUAUGUGUGUGUGUGUGUGCGCAUAUCUGUGUGUGAGGUCGUCACAUAUCAGCCGUAAAGAUAUAGGGAGCAGAAUGAUGAAUGCCUUUCAUUAGCGCCCUGUGAGAACGCACAGGGCCAACAGUCACUUCAUGAAACCAAUAAGCCCCUUGUCAGUGGUCUACAGUUGCCUUGGCAACAGUCCACAGGUUACAGUGUGUGUGUGUGUGUGUGUGUGUGCGUUCGGUGUGUGUGUGUGUGUGCAUUUGAGUGUAUGUGAUUUGCUUGAACAUCUGUGCCUCAACGUCCUUGGCGUUAGCACCUCACACACUGGUGAAGGUAUGUGGGUGUAGGCAGGCGUGUGUGUGUCUACAUCUUCAUUGCUGCCAAUACAUGGAGUCAAUUAUGGGGUGGUGGUGUGUUUAAGGGUUGCUUGUGUGUCAGUAGAUUAAGUGAAUUUGAUUUUUUUUGUGUGUUUGUGUGUAUUAUUAAUGUUCCUUUUUUCAGCUCAAAGUUUGGUUGUAACUAAAAAGAUUUCCUCAAGAUAGUUUCCUUCAAAGUGCGCUGGCCCUUCAGCAACAAUCACACUUAACACCAUCCUUGAUUUUGUGCUCUAAGUAUAUUGGAAGAAGUGGGUUCCUAAUCAAGCCGCUCUGGAGUGAUUUUUAAUCACCUGUUGAAAGUGAACAUACCAUAACUUGUUAUCAGUUUGACAACGUUUUUUUGUCUCGGGUUUGACCUGAUUACAGCUGCAGCAUGUUUGUGAGUUAUUGCUGGGAUGUUUUUCCUAAAGUCAGUGUAGACGGUGUGAAAUAUGGCCUUCCAUGCUGUGUCUGCUGCAGAAUAGGAAGCAAAUUGAGCCGAUCAGAGAGAUCAGAGGUGAUGGAGCCGAUAAACUGACUUGGCCUGACUGUAAAAAAGUUAAAAAAGUGUUUUUUAUGUGUGUGAACAGAGACACUGUUUUUUUUUUGUUUUGAAAAAAAGUGUGAGACGCUGUGAAACAAAAGGAGAAACCAGGGUUUUCACACAGCAUUGGCAUAUUUUUACAACUAGUGAUGUGUCAGUGAAAGAAAAGCAGAUUAAAAAUUUUACAUUCAGGGGAAAAGCUGGUGUCCAUCUCUUUGAUUUAAGGAUGGCUGCAUGUACUGGUACAUAUUCAAAUGACUGUUUUUGAAAAAGAAGCAAACCCUACGGUCUAAUCAGAAGCUGCCAUGCAGUUUUUCAGUCAUAUUUUGUCUUGCCCUGUUGACAUGGUAUUGUAGAUGUUCACAUUUCAACCUUUUUUUUUUUAAACCAGAGAACUGUUGGCUCCUCUUGACCAUACUGGCAUGAAAUCUAAGAGCUUCAGACUCAACCUUUACUGACCCUCGAAACAGCAGGGGAGGAAACUGGAUAGAGCCUUUGGUUAAGUUAUAAAUGUGAUGGAAUAAAAAAACAAAAACAAAAUCACAGUGUUUCUUUUGCAUUGUUUUUUGAGGGUUGUCAUAUUUGAAAAGUUAGGUGCUGAGGAAGUUGGAGUGGAAAGGCUGGAAGCCGAGAGUUGCUGGUUGGAUUAAAAGUAAAAGUAACGAUGCAGUGAUUUAACUAGAUUAGACUGAGAUGAGCAUGGAUUUACCAGUCAGAUUAAGAAGCUUCCAGAAGUAAACUGUAAUAAGAGCGUGAAAGAGGACCACAACAUUUAAAAUCGUGAAAGUCAAAAAGGUCAAGUUUGGACAGAAAUCUUAUCUUUUUUUUAAUAUUAUUUUAUUUUAUUUUAUUUUAUUUAUUUAUUUAUUUAUUUUUACCCUUUAAAAAAAUUUUUUUUUUUUUAAUCUCUUUUACCUCUAUCUUAUUUUGUCUUGCUAUCCUUUGAGCCUUUGUUUACUUAUAAUAUUUUCCUAUUUUAUCUCUUAGGUCCUUCAUUGAUUUUAAUGUUUUUUAUUAUUCCAUUUUAUCAUUUAUAUUACCAUCAUUAUCAUUUUAUUAUGAUUUUAUUAUUAUUACUAAUAUCCUUUUAUAUACUUACUAGCCUGUUUCCUGCUUUCUGCCCUCCUUUUCUAUUUCAUUUUAUGUUUUUAUUUUGGUCCUCAUGGUCCCAUUUUAUGUUGUAGGGUUCUUGUAUUGUCUGGGUUUCUUAUGAAAAAUGAAAUUGGCCUUCAAUUCAGAGGCGUUGUUUUUAACUGAGCUUUUGUUUUUAUUUGUUUUUAUUUUCAUGUGCUGAUGAUCUGUGCUUGCAACUGUUGUCAAAGCACUUUGUUAACCUCUGUUUUUAAUGGUGCUAUAUAAAUAAAGUUAUUAUUAUUAUUAUUAAUCUUGUUUUAAUGGAACAAUUCUAGCUGAAAAUAAUAUUGAAACAAACCCACAAAAUAAAACAAUCUAGGGCCUCACAUUUAAAUGAUUAAGAGUUUGAUCAUGUAUGAAAACAAAGCACUUUUGUAUCAGUAUUUAACCAUGAAAACUCAAGUGGAUGGAUGUUUUUCUUGGCUGCUUGGCAUGUUUAAUGACCCAGAAGUUGGCGUCAUAAUCCAGCCACAGUUGUUAGUUAACCUGACCCACUGAUCGCUGUGUCUCUUCAUCUUUCAUCCCCCUGGUGCUGUGGUUGUGAGCAAUGGCUGGUGUCAAUCAUGCUGGACACACUCGCUAUACAGUGGUGCCACUCACCAAACCCCAAAUACAAGAUGAGUCUACAUUUGCAGACGUAUUUCAAGGAACAACGUUAAGGAACUUAAUUUGUUCUUGGAAUACAGCUACACAGCAGAUGAGAGGAAAAUUAUCAUGUGGUUUUUAGCAGCAGGUCUUAAGUCAGUCACUGGUAUUUAUAUGAGUUAUUGCGUCUCUAAUUUGUUUUUAAUCUGUAAUGCGGCAUAAACAUCCACCUUGAGGAUUGCUGCCCUUGGCUUCACGCUGCUUAACAACAUUAACGCAAACGGGAGAAGCUGGGGUCAGCCUGGGCCCCUCUUAACUGCAGAGACAACAAAGAGUCAUUUUGUUUACUUAACAGCGGAGGUUACAGGUGUCAUUAUCAGGAGUUGCAGAAUCAAUUUAAAACGCAAGGCAAAUAUAAUUAAGAUGUGCUGCUAAAUGAAUGCUUUCACCCGGCGACACCGCAUGCUUUUUCACACGUAUAAUGCGUGUACUGCCGGCGGAGCCUCCAUUUGUCUCUGCAGCCAAAUUAAUUUGCCUUGAUGUUUUUUGAAAGAGCUAAUUUGCAGGCUAAUUAACCUAAUCAGUCUGAGAGAGAGAGAGAGAGAGAGAGAGAGAGAGAGAGAGAGAGAGAGAGAGACUGGGGGAUGGGGUGGGGGAUCAGUCUGCUGCAUCUCACUCAAGAGGAGACAAACACCUGAACACACUGACAUCUCAACAUUGUUUGCACAUACGCAGUACUUGAAUGUAAACAGGUACAAGUGCUGCUGGACCACACACACACACACACACACACACACACACACACACACACACACACACACACACACACACACACAAAACAGACCUCCUCUCCUCCCCCACAGAAUCUCUGUCAUCAACACUUGCAGCACGGCAAAGGGCAGUGGAAAGGUUGCACGCGUGAGUUAGAGGAAAGGUCGAGUUAAAGGUCCUGCUUUAUUUUUUCUUCUCUCUGUCCAUCGUCUGCGGGGUAAGGAAUGCCUCCCAAUGAGAGAGAGGGGAGGCUGGGGAGGAUGGGGGGAGAUCAGCAGGGACAUGUGGAACAAGAGGGGAAAUGUUUAGCUGACCUUAUUUUGAUCUUUGCUCCUCAAAGAGGAUUAAUGCUUCAGUAUUGGUAUUUAAAGGAUGCCAUAUUUGAUUAGGCAAAGAGAGACAUCAAUGCAGCAACUCUUCAUUGCCCAUUUUCAGAAUAAUGCUACUGAGUUUAAGCCACGGUGGUGUAGUCAUACUGUCUGGGAUGCAGCGCUGCUUUAGUAGUGUGCGAUACAAGAGAAGUAAAAUGGUUUUGACAGGCAGAGGAGUUUUUAAAGUGAGGUUUACAUCCAGCAGAGGAGGAGGAGUGGAUCACAGUCUUUUCUCUGUCUGGCUGCUCAGAGUUCUCCUUAUUUAGAUCACAGAGGGAGUCUUGACAUAUUUAAAAGAUCUGCAGCAUUUAGGUUGUAGCUCACUGAUGGUUUUCAGCAUUGUUCUGGGAAUAAGAUGUCAGUAAUCCUCCUCAUCAAAUCAGGGUUAGAAGAAAGAGAAAGGAAACACAAGCUCUCUUCUUUGCUUUGUCAUCCUUGUUCUUCUCAAUUAAGGUCGCAAUAAUCUACAACCAUAUGGAUCUAUUUAGCAAGCCUGCAGCACGUACCUGAGGCAGCCUAUACUGUAAUGGUUGAGUACUUCUUUAGCGUAUUUUUGAAGCAAACUUUAUUAAGUGUUGUAACAAAUUUCAGCUUCAGGCAAGACCCAAUAAAGAGCUGUUGAAACAAGUUACAGCUUUGCCAAUAGCUCCUACACAGGAUUUCAUUUUGUUAACAGCAAUGAAUGCAACUCUCUUCUUUUUGUAUUGAAGAGUUGAUUCACCUUUCUGUGUAAUAAUAUAGCAGAGGUGAGUGGUUUUUUGUUAAUGGAUUCUGCUGCUUGUUUGAUUUCGCGAGGUUCAACAGCCAAAUAAUGUCCCGGUCAGUCUUCAUUAUUUACAGAACUUGCUGUGAGCUUGUUUUCAGUGAGAGGUUCUGUAGCAAAGAAUGAGCCCUUACACAUGAUGGUAAAGAGAUAAUGUGGGUAGUAAAAAAAAACAAAACUCUUAUGUUCUGGGAUGUUUGUGGUGGAUUAAUUUGAAGAGAAGUAGAUAAAAUGUCAUCAUCUCUUCUUCUUUCUUCCAGAGCUCAUCUGUGUCCCCUUCGGCCAGUUUUCGUGCUGGAGAGAAGCACCGAAGUUCAAGCGAUUACUCCUCUGAGAGCAAGAAACAGAAGACAGAUGAUAAGGAGUGUGCCUCUACACGAUAUGUGAGCAAACACAAAUCUGACCUUUCUGACUUUCCUGGCUUUUGAAGUUUCUUUCUUAUGAGAGCUUAUUGUUUCUAAAUGGAAGAUAAUAAAGAAGGAGUUUCUGUGGUUAUUUUGUGAAUGUUUGGCUUUUUCACCAUACUUUCAUCAAAAGUGCAAAGUUUCCAAUAUGAAAUUACAAAUCAAAGUUAAAACUACAACCGUACCAAGGUUGGAGGUAGACCUGAUAUCGUAGAGGAUCAGAUCUGAACUUAUUAUGUUCACCUUUAUGGCUUGUACUUCAGCCAGAUGAGCCAUCUGGAUUUUCCGUAGUCGAACCAUUUUGACCUCUUUAUCUGAUAAUUAAAACAUGUAAAAUAUAAAAGGAAAAACGCCAGAGGAAUUAUUAAAACAGUCUUUAUGGUCUUAAUUAAAUCAUUGAUUUUAUGAUUACCUCUUUUAUGCCUUAAUUUAAUUUCUGUUUUAUUAUCUAUCAGAUAAAUGGGAUAUUAAAUUUCACAGCACUGAUAAUCUGGCAACUGAGUUUUUUAUUCUUGUCCCUGUAGUCCGUUAAUUUGUGAAAUUAAAAUAUUGAGAUACAUUUUUUUUAGGCUUAGGACCAAAAAAGGUGACAAACCUUUUUAUUAAAGUCUAAGACUAAAGCUUGUCUGCUGUCGUGUUUAUCUAAGGAGAGCGAUGGAGAGAAGAGCGAUGACAACCUGGUCGUAGAUGUCUCCAAUGAGGUACACUUCAGCAGAAUCUCUUCUACUUCAGACCUGAUCAGAUGUAAAUCAAUCUUUUUCACUGAUCUUUGUUCAUCUUUUGUUCAACCACCACAGGAUCCAGCAUCUCCCAGAGGAAGUCCCGCCCACUCGCCUCGUGAGAACGGAUUGGACAAGCGUCGUCUGUUGAAGAAGGAUGCUCCGCUGAGUCCUUCCUCUGUCGCCUCCUCCAGCAGCACACCUUCAUCCAAAUCCAAAGAGAUUAAUCUGGUGAGUCAUUUGGGUAACUGAAGCCCUUUGAUGAUGUUUCUGCUUUUCAAUGGGGCUUCUCUAUAUUAAGGUUUAGAUACAGGGCAUAAUGAGGCUUAUUUGAAAUCAAGGUUGAAACCUUUUGUGGAAAAGCAUUUGAUUCAUUUCGGCUGGAUGUUUCUUUUUUGGGUCAAAUCUUCUGUCAAAGGGUUUUUGCUGCAGAGUGAUACCUGCUCACACAAGCUUCUACACCUUUCAUGAUUAUUUUAACUUUUGUGUUUCAGAAUGAGAAGUCCACCACACCUGUGUCCAAGUCAAGCACCCCCACAUCUCGCUCUGAUGCCCCCACUCCUAGCAGCACCUCCACCCCAGGCCUGAGGACUGCACCUGGGAAACCACCAGGGGUUGAAGCCCUGGGUGAGUUUGCAAACAAGCUUGUUUCAUAACCUCAUAAUCUAGCAUCAGAAGACAUUAAGUUAUCAUUCUAAGUUUUGGUUAGCGCACAGCUUUCUUUGUUGAACUCUCUCUAAAACAUCAGGAUGUUGGAAAUGCGAUUAUUUGAAUGUUGAAUUCUAAGAUGGAUAUCUAAUGGAGAGUUUGUAUAGUCUGGGAUCAUGACAGAGAUUUGUGUUGUAGCUCCAGGUCUGCGUACACCUCUGGCAGUGCCGUGCUCGUACCCGAGUCCUUUUGGAAUGGUUCCUCACCCGGGUAUGAACGGAGAGCUGAGUGGAGCAGGGGCGGCAUACACGGGUCUGCAUAACAUCUCUCCACAGAUGAGCGCAGUGGCUGCUGCUGCUGUGGCCGCUUAUGGACGCACACAAGUGGUAUGCAAACACACAAGUACAUGCAUGUUUAUAUUUUUACCCUUUAAGAUCUAGGAGCCAAUGACACACAACAUAAUAUUAGUAGCAGCAGCAGCGGUCACAUCUUAAACAGGAAAAACUGCAGAUACACAGUUUUUGAUGAUAAGGCACUCAGAUUACAAAACUAUUUAAAUUAGAUUAUUCCAAAUGUUAGUGUCGUGAAUAAGGCGGUAAAGUCAUUGUCGACCAAUUGGUUAAUACGUGCUAAGUCGACCAAAAUUCUGAUUGGUCAAUUCAAUUUUUUUCAGCAUCGAUGUACAGUCUAUGGUUAAUUUCCCUCGAUUGGUCGAUUUUUGGUAAAAGAUUUCAGGGUUUUAGUCGACUAAGAAUUUCUUUGGUUGAUUUCAGCCCUAGUGUGACUUGUGUUUACAAUGGUGUGAAACAUGUUUUUAAAAGGACAAACAUUUGGAAAAGCUGUUGUGAAGAACAGAGUAUUGUUUACCAGACAGUUUCCAGCUUCUGUCUUUCGAUCAAUACUUAGUCAUAAUUGAUUUAGCGGUGUGCAGGCCAGAGUUUCAAAAUUGAAGCCACAUUUUGUCAUUUAAGCGCUGUUGAAACUAAUUUAUCUGACUUGUUCUUUUAAGGAAUAUCUUACAAAAUCCGAGCUACCAAAGUUCCUUUUUUUUUGCAGUAAAACACGCUGCCUUUAACCAGCUGACUUGUCAUAAGUCAGUUACCCAUGUCUUCUUUCUGAACUGUUCUGCAGGUUGGAUUUGAUCCUCACCACCACAUACGUGUCCCUGGACUUCCUCCUAACCUGUCAGGCAUUCCUGGUGGAAAACCGUAUGUUCCCUCUCCUGGUUCUUAAAGGGUGCAGUUACAGCAACAUUUCAUCAAUCAAUAUUAAUAACCACCUUCGCUGACCCUUCCACCUCUCCUCUUUCACCACCUUUUGUACCGCCACAUUUUCUUUUUCUCCUAGUGCGUACUCCUUUCAUGUGAGCGCUGAUGGACAAAUGCAGCCGGUGCCUUUUCCUCCAGACUCGCUGAUCGGCCCUGGCAUUCCUCGCCACGCACGGCAGAUCAAUACUCUGAGCCACGGUGAGGUGGUGUGUGCUGUCACCAUCAGUAACCCCACACGUCACGUCUACACCGGCGGCAAGGGCUGCGUAAAGGUGUGGGACAUCAGUCAUCCAGGAAACAAGACCCCUGUAUCCCAGCUCGACUGCCUUGUGAGUGCGGUAACCCUCAGUGAGACACAGGAAACUUUUUGUUACUUGACCUGUUAUUUAUUAAUAAAAGUACAUUUCUGUAUCAUCAGAACAGAGAUAACUACAUCAGAUCCUGUCGGCUUUUACCGGAUGGGCGGACUCUCAUUGUCGGGGGUGAGGCGAGUACUUUGUCAAUCUGGGAUUUGGCCACACCCACCCCACGAAUCAAGGCUGAGCUCACGUCCUCAGCACCAGCAUGUUAUGCUCUGGCUAUCAGCCCUGACUCCAAAGUCUGCUUCUCCUGCUGCUCUGACGGAAACAUUGCAGUCUGGGAUCUUCACAACCAGACUUUGGUCAGGUAGGAGCCAGUAGGGGAUUGGGGGUUCUGCCCGAAGUCUGUCACCAUAUCCUCUCCUUUUCACACACUUUUGAUCAAAGCUUUUCAGCAGCCACAAUUAGGGGUGUCCCGAUACAACUUAUUUUACUUCCAGUACAAUGCCGAUAUUGUAGCUUUCAGUAUUGGCCAAUGCCGAUAUUGAUCUGAUAUUGACACAAAAUUGUGCAUGACAAGGUUUUCACUCAGCCGCAAUCUCUUUUUUCGGAAAAUACUGCCACAAAGCCAACAUCACUCCUAUUCUUUGCUACUUUAUUCGUACCUUAGUACACACUGUUGUUGUGAUCAUGUGGGCUCUGCAUGCUGGAUCUGGGCGCUGCUAGAUAGAGAUGACAGAGUGGAGUCUGGAAUGGACUUCUUUUAUCAGAGUUAUGAUAUCGGAGAUUUUAGAUGCAGGCCGAUAUAACUCGAUAUUCGUUUUUUUAGCUGAUAUCGGACAGAUAUCCGAUAUCAAUAUCAUAUCGGGACGCCCCUAGCCACAAUAUAAGACAGAACUCCGUAACCAUCUAGCAUUGACAACAGCCAGUGUUAGAGUUCUUGAACCAUACAUAUGUCUCUGCUCAGAUCAGUGUCUCUCAUCCAUUUUAAAGCUCCUAUCAGGGAUUUUAUGACAUUUGUGAAAUAGAUUGAAAAUCACAUUGAUACCUUUUCAUGAUAUACAAAGCAAGGAAGACCAUUACCAGCAAGAUUGGAAGUUUUUACAUUGUAAUUUUCAAUACCUUGAACUGAUGUGAGGAGGGAGGCGUUAGCAGGGCACCUACCCCCCCUCCCCGUGAUUUUUUUUUCCAUUUUCACAAAAUAUUCGUCAUUAUUCAUACCUUUGACUGUCACAAGUCAGUGGGAUGAUUUUAGAAAUUACUGAAGCAUGUAGAGGACAAAACAAGCAAAGGCUGUUUCCAAGUUCCUCACAGGAGCUUUAAUGAAAAUAUUACAGUGCUGUCAGUGUGCAGGUUUGAAUUUUACCACUUCUCUUUUGUCAUGUUAAAAUGAUCUCACAGUAAACAAGAUUCACAAUCCCAUGCCAUAUGUUUUCCUCUGAUUUCAUAGACACCAGACUAUUGACUUUGUCUGACUGUGUUUUUCUGCAGGCAGUUCCAGGGUCACACUGAUGGAGCCAGCUGUAUAGACAUCUCUAAUGAUGGGACCAAGCUGUGGACUGGAGGUCUGGACAACACAGUGCGGUCCUGGGACCUGAGGGAGGGACGGCAGCUGCAGCAGCACGACUUCACCUCCCAGGUGCAUUACAGACUCCUUACAGCAAACACUCCUUUUAUAUGAAUGCUGCAGCAACACAUACAGCGCAGUUCUUUAGCUCGAACACUUCAAACAGCUUCCUUAUAAACUGCUGAUGGUGGUGCUUUGUUAAGUCCUUUCAGUAGCUGAAGCAAGAGUAAACUGUAAAAAGGUUUGCUAUUUUAUUAUCAUUUUAGAGAUGAAGUAAAAGGCACAGAAUUUUGAAAAAUGUGCAUCCCAGGAAAAGUCUUCAAUUUGUGUGAUUACACUCCUGAGCUUUGCUGUAUUGCAGUAAUUUACAAGCCCAGUUCAGAUCAUUUAACCCACAAUAAAGGCCAGACUGAGCUCUUGUGUCCUUCCUGAUGUUCAAAUACUGUGAACAAUAAUAAUACAGGCAGUCAGAAUUCAGGUUUUCAGGUGAGGAGGAGGAGGGCGGCAAUUGAAGGCCAUUAGUGCAAUUUUUCCUGAAAAGACCCAUUUUACAAUCUCUACAAGCACAGGAGGAGGUGAGUGUGCAUUAAAGAGAGGGAUCAGCGAGGGCAGGGCAGGCAGGGAGGGACAUGACCAACAGAGUACUUAUACCAUCCAACCGUUUCUGUCUCUAACAUCUUUAUACACCACCAUGGCAAAUUUAACACCUGUGAUUCACAAAGACAAAAAAAAACACUGUUGUGGGUUUUUGUCUGGUUCAUUAAACAGUCAGCUUCAUAUCCUGCAUUUUUACUAGUCUUUAGCAUCUGGAAAAUAUCCUUAUUAUUUGUUUCUUUAAAAAAAGCAUACACAACUCAAUCAUUCCCAACCUCAUUUCAUGAAGUGAUUGCUUUUUUCAACAGUCCCUCUCGCCAGAGUGUUGCAUACUUAAUAUUGUAAUCUGUUUGGCCUGAUUAGUAUGUCAGAGACUGAAACGUUCAUGCUGGUGUAGAGAGUAUACGGUGGACUUUCGGCAGCAGCCGUUAAUACAUUAAAGGCAACAACUAUUCGCAUGGUGAACGCUAUCUUCAUGUACUGAUAUGGAAAAUAGACCAAUACACUGUCAGAGGUAGUUAUAUAUGCCAUGAAUUUAUGAACUGAAACAGAUUGAAAUACAUUCACUGUUUGAUUUGGUUGCAGAUCUUCUCCCUGGGUUACUGUCCGACAGGCGAGUGGCUGGCAGUGGGGAUGGAGAACAACAACGUGGAGGUCCUGCAUGUCACCAAACCUGACAAAUACCAGCUCCACCUGCAUGAAAGCUGCGUGCUCUCACUCAGAUUUGCUCACUGUGGUAAGAGGCGAUGCUCCCUGUCAGCUUGUUUUGGCCUCUAUUUUUCACUGCAUUUGUAAGUCUUAAGGAAGCUUGCUUGUCGAAGAUCAUUAACUACAUUAAUAAUAAUAGAAAAAAAGGCAGGAUUGUGGUGCCACAUGGUUAGGAGUGGAUAUGGUGAUGCUGCUAAAUGCUGCAUGUGUGUAGGAGACGGCUGAAACAAAUGAGAUUAGAAAAUUUACAAUGUAAACAAGGCUCGGGAAUAUUAUCGUCAAAGAAUUAACCAUUUAGCACCAAAUGGAAACAGUCAUUACCUCUGCCAAGGAGGUUAUGUUUUCGGUAGUGUUGGUCUGUUUGUUGGUUUGUUUGUUUGUUUGUCUGUGAACAACUUUACGGAGAAAGUUACAGACGGAUUGACCUGAAAUUUUCACCAGAGGUGCGUCUCAGCCCCAGGAGGAUCCCAUUACAUUUUGGUGGUGAUCUGGAUCGUCUUCCAGGAUCCAGGAAUUUUUUGAAGGAUUCUUUAUCAUUGUGAGAUAGGGCAAAUGUUGUAAUUUUUGCAUUUAACUCUAUAAAAAUGUCCAGAGUCUUUAGUAAAAAAUGACACAAAAGGAUCUCAAUGAGUUUUAUGAGGUGUCAACGGUUGAUCCUGAUCCAGACAAAAUUCUGGAUACUGUGAUCCAGAACACACAAAAAUAAGGGUGUCGUUGGAAUUUUCAAUGCUGAAAGAUAACCAAUGGGCGGCACAGAGGUGUAGUGGUUAGCACUGUCACCUCACAGCAAGAAGGUCCUGGGUUCGAAUCCGGGUCAGGGCAUUUCUUGUUUUAGGAACAUUAUGAACAGUGAACAUACCAGUUUAAACACAAAUAAAAGUUAAUAAAAGACACGUAACAGUAAAAGUUUUGGUGUGAAUCACAAUAUAAGGGGGGACAUGAACUGCUUGGCGGAGGUCUGCGCUCUCCGAGUGCUUUUCUAGUUUUUGAUGGUUUCCUGAAAGCAUGAUGCACUAACCCCCAGUACACAGAAGGUGUUUUCAACAGCAGGAACUUUCCCCAGGAACUAGGAACCUUUGAAGGACCUGUGUUUGUUUCAGCUGCAGGAACUAGAGCCUGUGUUAAUAGCAUUUGUUUCAAUUUUUAAUAUCAAGGUAGAGCUUUAGUGCUGCUUGAUAUGGUUUGAACUUGUGUUUAUACGUAAUAUUCUUCAUUUAAGUUCUUAUUCCUCUGUAGGGAAGUGGUUUGUGAGCACAGGAAAAGACAAUCUACUAAAUGCAUGGAGAACCCCAUAUGGAGCCAGCAUAUUCCAGGUAAGCACAUUCGCCGAAAUCACAAACAGCAAACAGGCAGCUGAAAGCACAGAACAGUCUCACUAGUUUUGUUAAAAUAUCUCUGUACGACAUCAAAAAACCUUUUUGCUCUCUGACUGUGAGCUCCUGUGGGAGGAAGGUCACCAAAAAGAGUUAAAUUGCAGACAGAAGAGGCAGUGAAAGGUUUACAGAUACAAGGAGAGGCGAGUGAAUACAGCCAAAUGUGAAAUGUUGAUGUUAAAACAUUCCGCGUGUUCAUCUUUUCCUGGGACAUCACUCUGUAUCAAGGACAUGAGCAUUUGAACAAGAGGCCUUCACUGGAGUCUUAAAAAAUAAGAGACCCAAGUUACAGAGGGAGCCGAGCGAGGGACUGCACUUUACUUUUAAAAGAUAUCAGGACUGGACAAAGAAAUAAAUCAUAUUGACUCUUUUCAACACCUGCCCAGUGCACACAUGGCCUUCAUGCAUUUUCUGUUCCUUUCAAAGUGCACAUUUCAAACAUUUUGACACGACUUUUAUUCUUCCCACAGUCAAAGGAGUCAUCUUCAGUGUUGAGCUGUGACAUCUCUAUAGACGACAAGUACAUUGUGACGGGCUCAGGAGAUAAGAAAGCGACUGUCUACGAGGUCAACUACUAGGAACAUGGCUUUGUAAAUGCUGAUGACUCUCUUACCCAUGUACAGUUUUUAAAGUGUAUCAAAUGGAUUUGAAUGGAACUAACCAAACAGACUUUCUUGGACAUUUUGACUUGGAACAAAACGAACAAGCAAAACCAAGCACAGAUUUUUUUUUUUACUGAGUGGCUUUUUGAUGUUUUGAGGAUAAGUGAAUGUCUGUGUGCACCAAAUCUCGUGACUGCAUAGCCAGUGACAUUUAGGCCUUCUUUUUGCUGUUUUUUUUUUUACACAACAUAAACAUACUCAUCUAGAAAGACAAGGGUUUGCAACGUUACAACCAGGUUCAUGUAAAUAUCAUUGAUAAAAAAGUUACGGUGUUGGCAGUGUAGAAAUUUCCCCCCAAGCCUUUGGGUCUUUGCUGUUUUCAGUCGUGUUUGAAUUCUGCCGUCUCCUCCUUUGUCUUUUUCUACUUACUGACAUCAACUUGCACCGUUUAUCUAUUUAAUUACAGCUUUCAGAAGCUUUGUAUCAUGAUACUAUUAUGUAGACAAACUUGAGGUCCGUUAACUGCCAGUAAUUCAGACUCAUUUUUGUGUUUGAAGAAGAGUGUUGCUUCAGUGUAACUUACUAUUUACAGUGAAACUGGGACUCACAGAUGUUGUUGCAGAAGUUGUAACAAAUAAAAACAUGGUGAUUUUUUUCUUUACAGACACACCCAGAAGAGUGAGCUUAACUUCCCUUUUGAUGCAAACACAUGGUCUGUUGGACUGUAGAUGGAGCUCUGUGUGGAAAAGUUAUCAGAUAGUCAAAAAUAGGUUUAACUGAGACUGACUAUAAUUCAAUAUCCUGUGCAAAUUUGUAAAAUUGAUCUUUUAUUUGAGCUGAACAGCUCUGAAUAAUGUUCGGUCUUUGUCCAGCCUUCUCAUUGUUAUAUAUUCAUGUCUCAUAUCCAUACCUCAUACCAGAUCUUCUUCUUUUUAAAUGUCAUGGUGUUUUUUCUUUAUGCUUCUUUAAACCGUAAAAUAUCACUUUUUGUACCUCACUUCUACUCUGCUUAGAACAGAUUGUUGAGCAUUUCAGUGCUUUUUAGUUUAAAAAUUCAAGUGGACAGGUUACAUUAACCUUUAAAGAGGACUUACAAGCGGAAACCAUGCUUUAAAAACAACGGCAUUAUCCUUAAUAUCGUCAGGAACAGCUUGUCAGCCAUAUUUCUGAGUCAGAGAAGAAUAAACACGUCUAAACGCUCAACAUGAUACGAUGAUGAGAAGAUUUUUAAUUUAGCUUAAACUGUGAUCAGGAUGAAACCACCUCACUUUGUCAGCAAUAUAAUUUUUGUGCUAAUGGCUUAUUGCGUUGCAUCUCAACCAGUUAGAGCACAAGGAAGUUGCUUAAGUGGGCUGUCUCAGUUAAGAAGAAAACGAUUAUUCUUUACACAAGAAAAAUUGAGUGUUAGAGUGAAGAUUGAUUUUAACAUUGAAAUAAAGUCUAACCUUCUUUAUGCUUAGCUGUUUUUUAUAAGCUGUGGGCUGGAUCUUCAUAUGAACUGUUCAAAUAUGACAUCUGUAUCGAUUUUCUCGUCUUUCUCUAAGCAAAAAAAGUACUUAUAUUUCCCAAAAUGUCUCUUUUUUUUCUAUCACAACUCAUGAGUAAGGUCUGAACUCUAUCUUUGUGUGUGUGUGUGUCAGUGUGUGUUUCGAUUCUGUGGGCGGUGAACAAACUAACAAGCCCGCCCUCAGCACCCUCACUACAGUCUGACCUGUGCUCGCGGUUCUGCUCUCUGUUCAGACUCCUGCGGACGCUCUCUGGAUUCUGUCUGACAAGUUGCUGUAAAACUGUUUGGUUGUUAUUUGGAGGUCAAACAGCCCUCCAUUCUCUCUGUGGACUUUUCUGUCUGGACUUUUGGACAUCCUUUGUGGAAAAACACAACAAAACCAGAAAAAACAUUUAAUGAUAUGCUCAUGAUUUCCCUUUGAUUUUCCUCUGUUGGCUUGUAGAAAUAACACAGUGCCUUUAUGCUUCUUCUGACUAAAUUUGAUUUACCACACAGAGAUAAAAACUAAUGGACUCUGCCAAAUUUGGGCAUUAAAAAAAAAAUUAGACAUUUACAGACAGAUUGAAGCAGGAAUCUCAUUCUCAUUUUAUAUCAGCUGAUUUUAAUGUGAGUAAAUCAGGUUAUUAGUUGUAAACUUCUAAGUAAUUUGGACAAAACUCUUCUUUAUUUUAACACGAGCAUUGGAAGAACACCAUCCACAGCUGCUGUCGCUCCUGGCUGUAUGUCUCCAUUGUAUUUCUGUUGUAGAUGUGUAACCCCAUACCUAAAUGACACAGCAAGAUAAACACCAGUUUUCAAACAGCCCAGCUAUUUGAAACUAAAGAAUUACAUUUACCAAAUUUACAUAAACUUUAUAUUCAGAGAACUACAGCAGAACAUAACCAUUAUAAAUUGUUUGCUCAAAUCCAAACCCUCAGUUUAGCUCCAGCCCAUGACUCUUUUGUUAUGAUAAUUGUGCCAAGGGAUGAUUAUCAAGGGGUAAUUUGGGAACCAGGUGGGUGACUUAAAAACAUGCAAACAUAAUUAUAAAAAGAGACUGACUGGUGUAGGAAACAUCCGUUUGUAUUGUCAUUUUAAUCUCAGAUGUCACUGCACUGACCUAUAGUUUCAGAGCUAAAAUGUGCUCAGCAUCCAGAUACAUAAGUUUGAUAGUGCAAACACUUGCUCAUUUCCCUGACACCAAAACAUAUCAUCUUAAAGCUCCCGUGAGGAACUUUUGGUUGAUCAGUUUUGCUGCUUGCUGUGGUCAAAGCAGUCUUUACAGUGAAAUGUAUCAUAUAUUGGGAGUAUUUUAUGUGAAAAUUGUCCAUAAAGGGCCAUGGCGACAGCUGCUUAGCUGACACUUACCCGUCGGUUUCAGUCAUUAAAAAUUACAAAAUGGAUAUCGAACAUCUUGUUGCUGACGGUCUUGUUUGCUUUUGGAUUGCGUAAAAAAUCUAUAAUGUGAAUUUCAGUCUAUUUCAUUUACAUGAAAAAACUCACAGGAGCUUUAAUAUUAUCAUCAUUAUGAUGUGGUCCAUCUUUUGCUUCCUCUCUCAUCUGUUUCACUUGUGUACCCUCUGUCUGAUGGCAUUUGAAUGGAAAAAAAUUCACUUAGAAGUGUUAACCAGUUUUCCUUGAGAGUUUAGAUUCCAAACUGAUCAAAAGAGGAGAAACGUUCAGCAAAUAUCGGCCUUAGAGCGACCUAUCUGUCUUAUCUUACUGUUCGGUCUCAAAACUUAAAAGUACUUGUGUCAACCUGGGUCACUCUCACACAAUUAUAAACCUUUUUAGCGUUUCUGAAUACAACGGGACAAAAUUAAAACAUAAUAUAAUAUUGCAUUGCCAAAGAUAAUAAAAUAUCAAUUAGAAACAUACUUUAAGAUGGACAUUUCUAAAUAAAAGCUUCAUGACAGCUCUGUUGUGUUUUUGCAGCUGUGUCUCAGACUGUUCUCUGUAUGAGUUGAUAAAAACAGCUUGUGUGAAUAUAAGGGGAUUACGUAGACAUGACAGAAAGACAUGACGCUGCUCUGACUGGUUUUGAUUUCUAUUCUAGUCACACGGUGGCGCUGUACAUUCUGAUGUACUGGUCAUGGUUGUGGUUUGUUUUUUACAGUGGUUGCCUUAUUUUAUAUUUCUGUGUUUGAGACGGUCAUGCUCUAAAAUUCAAAUUACGGUUCAUUCACCCUGUUGACACUGACUGCUCAUCUACUUUUUACUGCAUUUGAAUGAGUAAGGAACACUGUACCCUCUGUAGUAGAUGGUGUAUUUGCAACCUUCAGCACCUCCAUUAUGGAAAAAUAUCAAACACACUUUGGUUUUACCUGCUGUAAUUUCCAAAAGUCAUACCUCUGCUACUUGGCUGACUAACAUGACCUGAUACAGGAAUGAUGUUUUGUAUAAUAAUGAUGUGUAGAGCAUUUAGCUUGACUGACGUCAUGAAGGUGUUAUGAAUUAAACCUGUUAUGAUCUAACUGAAAGUCGAGUUUCUUUCAUUAUAAAACACCUCUGCUCUCUUUUUUUCUUUUCUGUGACUGAUUUGAUAAAAACAUUGUGUGGAGUGUUCCUUGUCUGUCUCAGCUUACAACCCAAAAGAUCGUUGCUGAAGGUCAAUGAUUUGGUAUACAUGUAAUUAGAAUAAACUAAAAUUAAAGCUCCUGUGAGGGACUCUUAAUGUCUUUGAUUUGAGUGCCCCCUGUUGACAAAGUGAUACUUUUUCUGCUUUUGCUGAUAAAACAAAGGAAUUGCCCAUUAAAAUUUUGUCUUUUUUUUCUGUAAUUUUGGGCCUAUGCAGAGACUACCACUACAGAGUCACAUUUAUUUUUAAUGACAUGCUGUCUUAGGGCCCAUGUGUCAUUAGUACUUAUAUAGCUCCCAAUUCCCCACAUCUUUUAUUGUUAUUAUGCACUUUUGAAACAUCAAACUGAAAUCAUUAAAUUAUUGGCUCAUACUGUCUCUCACUGUGGUGAGAAUGGUGAACCUCUCCCCUCUUUACCUGUAUGUGACUUUGCUUCUUUUGUACCCAGUCAUUUUUACUAACCUAUUACAAAUUAACUGAAUCAGUUUAUUUAAUUAAUGAAUGAAUAAGAUGUUUCUCCAUGUGUUUUUCUUUUCAUUAUACUAUGUCUUUUGGGUUUUAUUUGUUCCUGUCCCUACUAUUCUCAAGGUACCACUAACAUCAAAUUUAAAAUGAUCAAAUUCUUGUCAGAAAACAUUAAACUCUUCACUUUCAUCAUCUGAUAUGUGUUUGUGCUGUUAGGAAUUAAAUGUAAACCAUCAAAAUCUGUUUUUUAUUGAUAUUUUACAGAGUCCAAACAGCUGAAUAACCAGCACGGGAGCCUUCAGUAAAGUAAAGAUGUAAUGCAUCAAAUGUCUCUUUUCCAAAUUCCUUGUGUCAGGUUCCAAAAAAAUUGAUUUGCAUUGGAUUUGUGCUCAGAUGUUGAAGAGUUGUAUAUCUGCAUAACAAUGGCAAACCUCAGCUUUGAUUUAUAAGUAUCUGUUGUUUCCUAUCCUGCUCAGAUGAAGGAAAUAAACUUGUGUUUCAAUCACUGUAGAAGAA